UGUGUAUAGAGCUUUGCAAGAAAACUACAUUGUGUGUGAAAACCAGCUUUUAAAAAGGGUAGAAUAACCACACCAGGUUCAGAAUAAAGAAUGAGAGAAAACCGGAAAAGACAACAAAAGCUUAGAAAUGUUCCACAAAUUCCUUGUAUCCAAGUCCCUCACUCUUUUUCUGAUAUUUCAUUACUGAAGCAGGAACUAACCCCAGGGCAGCAGCGCUACUUUUAUAGCAUCAUGAGGAUUUAUGAUUCCAGGCCCCAGUGGGAGGCUCUGCAGACUCGCUACAUUCACAGCCUUCAGCAACAGCAGCAGCUGGGCUAUAUCACUAGACAUGAGGCCUUGUCUUGUGCUGCUGUGCUUAGAGAUUCAACCAAAAGAGCCUCGGCCAAGGUAGCUCCUCAAAGGACCAUUUCCCAGAAGUCUUCGGCCAUGACAAGACGACAUCUAUUGGCAAGACCUGGCUCUGUAGUUCAACCCAGGGCCAAAAGUGUAAAGUGCUGAGGCCUCGGGAAGUGAGACUUUGCAUUCUCCCAUAUAAGCAGUUCACCCAUGGUUCUUUG
Molecule: messenger RNA, 557 nt
Organism: Fukomys damarensis (Damara mole-rat)
Lineage: Eukaryota; Metazoa; Chordata; Mammalia; Rodentia; Bathyergidae
Gene: Fam216b
Product: family with sequence similarity 216 member B
Exons: 4
Coding region: 91-498 (135 amino acids)
Source: RefSeq, a predicted model, not a curated record